AUGAUGCCUUCGUUGUUAUCCUUAAUUUGCUUAGCUCUAUCACAUUGGUGUAUCUUCCAUAUGAAUAAAGCAAAACAAGUUGUUGAAACAUGGGCCAGACAAUUUCAUUCUUCUCCACGUGAUCAGAGAUUGGCCUUUCUAUAUCUGGCAAAUGAUAUAUUGCAGAAUAGUCGUCGAAAAGGUUCAGAGUUUGUGGGGGAAUUUUGGAAGGUUCUUCCUGAUGCUCUUCGUGACAUGAUUGAAAACGGGGAUGAGUUUGGAAGAAAUAACGCUCAACGAUUGAAUAACUUUGCAUGCAGAAAUUUACAUAUGUGCUUGAAAUUUUUAGCUUCAACAUCUUCCAGUCAUGUCAACUUGAAAUACUUUUUAUUGCUUCAUUUCUGUUGUCUGUACACGCAGAUUGGCAUAUGGGAAGAAAGAAAAGUUUUUGGUUCCCGAGGACAAAUUCUGAAGGAAGAGAUUGUGGGAAAGCACGUGGAGAACAAUAAUAGAAAUGCGAAGCAUAUAGGAUCCAAAAUGAAGCAGCCUACUGGAAGUACUAUAGACAAGAUAGUUGCAGGUUAUCGUGUCGUUUAUGGUGGCCAGAUGGAUGAAGAUGCUAUAUUCAGCAAAUGCAGGAAUGCUAUCAGUUCCUUUGAGAAAGCUGAUAAGGAGAUUGGUGGAGAUUUUAAUUCAGGGCAAUUCCAUGGAGCUGCAUUUGUAGAAGAGCUGCAGGGGCAGCAUGCUAUUUUGAGGGAUAGCAUUGAACAACUGACAGCCAUUGAAUCAUCAAGGUCAAGUCUUGUGUCUUAUUUGAGAGAAGCUUUACAGGAGCAGGAAUCCAAACUAGAACAAGUUCGUAAUCAGCUUCAGGCUGCACAUUCCUGCUCGGAACACGCUAGUCACAUCUGCCAGCAGUUGCUGCAUUCUAACAAUGUUCCAUUAGUGCCUGAGCGAAGCUUAAAGGAAGCUACCACCUCCAUGGCACCACAAACCUUUGUAGCUGGAGAAAGGGAACAAUCAGCUCCAUCUAUGUAUACCCAGCAGGUAUCUUUUCCUGAAAAUACCAGCCAUGUCGAGGAAGAUCCCCGGAAGUCUGCUGCUGCUGCCGUAGCAGAAAAAUUAACUGCUUCAACAUCCUCAGCCCAAAUGCUUUCUUAUGUCCUUUCUUCUCUUGCAUCCGAAGGUGUCAUUGGCAAUUCAAUAAAAGAAUCCUCUGGUGAUUAUCCUGCUGAAAAGCGGGCUAAGCUCAGUAACGAUCAGCCAUAUAUACCAUCUCAGAACCCACCGCAUCUGCAAAUUCCUUCUUUCCAGCAUCACGAGUCUUUCCAGCAGAAUGGGGCAACCACUGCUCAGCAGUCAACCCCAAAUAACCCACCACCUCCCCCAUCAUCUCCUCCACCCCUACCCCCACCAUUGCCACCUAUGCAACCAUAUUCCAUGCCCCAGUUCAUGCAGACUGCUGGGUCAAUGAAUGGUGUGCAAUACAGCUAUGCCAUGUCGCAGCUACAGCCACCUUCUUUGCCUGGUUAUCCAGCUGUUGGGGCUCCAAUGACUGGCAUGGCCCCCUAUACAAUGCCUCCAGCUAAUACGUAUCCAAAUUAUCAGGGUUCGGAUGGUAAUUUAUACAGCCAACCGUCAUCCAUGCCAAUGGCACCAAUUUCCCGGCAAUAG
Messenger RNA from Dovyalis caffra, 1653 nucleotides. The record is from the annotation of a GenBank genome assembly. NCBI's taxonomy places the organism in Eukaryota, Viridiplantae, Streptophyta, Magnoliopsida, Malpighiales, Salicaceae.